This is a messenger RNA of Neospora caninum, 339 nucleotides long. Its product is annotated as replication factor A protein 3 domain-containing protein. The record is from RefSeq and is a predicted model, not a curated record. The coding region runs from base 1 to 339 and encodes 112 amino acids. Gene Ontology annotation, cellular component: nucleus. Gene Ontology annotation, molecular function: DNA binding. The transcript has 4 exons. Gene Ontology annotation, biological process: DNA repair; DNA replication; DNA recombination. Lineage: Eukaryota; Apicomplexa; Conoidasida; Eucoccidiorida; Sarcocystidae.
AUGCCCGCCGUUUACUGCCAGCCGUUGCCUUCCCUUCACCUGGCCGAGCAGGUGGGGAAGGUUGUCAGCAUCACGGGACGCGUCAAGCAAGUCGAGGACGGCUACGCUGUCGUUCAGACCUGCGACGGGACGGAAGUCAAAUGUCAACUGGCGACAGACGUUCCGCCCUGCAAGUUCUUCACAGUCACGGGAGAAAUUCAAGAAAACCUCACUCUUCUCCAGCGUGACAACCACGUCCUCAUUCCUCUCGGAGAUGAUCUCGAUACCGGCUUGGCGCGAGAUGUGGCUUUUGCGGCGAAGCAUCCUCUCUUUGCUUCCCUGUUUACCCCCGCCGCCUAA